Orbicella faveolata is the source of this 2477-nucleotide messenger RNA. Its product is annotated as potassium channel subfamily K member 15-like. Gene Ontology annotation, biological process: potassium ion transmembrane transport; stabilization of membrane potential. The record is from RefSeq and is a predicted model, not a curated record. Lineage: Eukaryota; Metazoa; Cnidaria; Anthozoa; Scleractinia; Merulinidae. Gene Ontology annotation, cellular component: plasma membrane. Gene Ontology annotation, molecular function: potassium ion leak channel activity; outward rectifier potassium channel activity.
ACACAGUAGCCAUCUGUAACCUUUCUCUCAUAGCUUGCUGCCUAAAGGUGUUUUCUCGACAUUAGGAAGAAAUGAAUCCUCUCCUUGGAAAAGCAUUCCUGCGUCUUGGAGUUUUUUGCGCCUACUUCUUGUUUGUUGCGUGGAUUUUCACCAUAAUCGAAGGAAAAGAUGAAUCAGCUCACGAAAGAAUGGCAAGGAUGUUAAAGGACCUGAGAACGGAGAUAACGUUUAAAUAUAACAUGACAGAUAAUGAUUUCGAAAGUUUCAUAGUGAGAGCAGGAGCGGCAUUGUCGGAAGGUGACAAACUGGAUUGGACGCUUUCAAACAGUGGCUCAUUUGUUUUCGCUGCGCUCACCACAGUAGGAUAUGGACAUAUCACACCCCAAACGCCUCUUGGCCAAGGCAUCACCAUCAUCUUCUGUUUGUUCGGUAUUCCUAUAACAAUGCUGGCCUUGAAGACAACGGGGGAGCUCUUGGCCACUUCUAUCGAGUAUCUUGUUCUCAAAACAGAAACUGUUAUCCUUAAAAGAACUGAGCCGAAGCACGUAAAAAAGAAAACGUUUUUCGUGGCGUCUACGUUAAUGCUUGUCCUACUCAUCUCGACAGGCACCUCGGCUGUUUACCUUGAAAACUGGACCUUCAUUGAAGGCCUGUACACGUGGUUCACUGGUUUUACAACGAUCGGUUUUGGUGACUUUGUACCAUUUCUUUCUUUUGUAAGAGACGCUGAGCAAGGGAAAGCAUCUAAAGGUGAAUUGUUAAUCCACAUCCUUCUCUUCUUUGUUCCUUACAUGGCUGGCUUGAGUCUGACCUCGUGCCUUUUGAGCUGCGCUGUCGAAUCCAUAGACGAAAUACGUGAUUUUCGUGAUCGCUACAUGAGCUGUUGGCCACGUUUGAUUUCGCUCAAAACAAAAUUGUUCGCUCACAGAUGCAGAAGUUUUAAUGUUACAGAAGAGCAAAAUAAUGAAAUAACCUGAACAAUGAGCUGCCUGUCAUAUUUGUUAGCAAGCCUGUUAGACAUCUUUAACAGGAAAGUAGAAGUCUAACAGUUAUCCGUAAGAGUUGCAUGAAAAAAAAAAAAAACUCAGAACUGCAGUCUUAAAACACUUACGCAGUGAAAUAGCCAUUCUCUCGUAUCAAGGACACAUUAAAUCUACAGUUAAAUGAGUGAAAGUAUUAUUUGGUGUGUAUAUCACGAAAGUGGUUGGGGACAGAAUAUAUUGAACUACACCUGAUUGAAAAAACGUUAUCGGAUGAAAAGUAUAAACAAUAAAUGAUACGACUUCAUGGAAUAAUGGGAAGACUGAAGAAUCUCGCGCAUAAUCGUGAAUAUUCAAAAUUGUUUCCUCUGGACAUUAAAAUGAUCACAGUGAUUUAGAAAAACAUGGAAACUGCCCACGCUUUGCUAAAGGUAGCUAAGUUAGAAAGCAAAGGAAAAUUCACAUUUACAGAAAAUGCGAGCAAUCCUGCUGUUUCUUCAAAAUCAUAACCAAGGUAGCAAUAAUGACAUACAGCCCGCGGCAGGCUAAUCUCGCAAACCGCCUUAAGGCUUGUACACGGCCCGUAAGAAUGCAAAUUAGUAUUAGUUUGCAAGUUUCCCAGGAAACUAUGGUUUAUAAUUUUUUCUCGACACGGUUUUUUCAACUAGGUGUAUAUAAUCAGUCAUUUCGUCUAAUUCCGUGGACGAAUUAGAAGUGAGAUAAAGGCAAAAACAAAAACUACUGAGAAAACUGGUGUAUUUAUUAAUAAUGUAUUUAUCAGGAAUUCAAAAGAAAUAUAUUUGAGCUGAAUCUCGCAAGACCUGUCCUUCUCUGCUUUUAAGUUCCAAUUUAUGUAAAUAAUGAGACGAUCAAUAAGAAGACGGGAACUGUAGCUAUAGUGAUAAAAAAUAGAAAUAAGAAAUAACAGAAGAAAGAAAUAGAAAUAACAGUGGCACCAACGAAACCUGUAAAACAUGAAUGAAGAUCAGGGUUCCUUUUUAUAAGGGUUUAGUGUAUCUUUUUUUAAAAGAAGCUUAUAGGAAAUUAUUUUAAAUAGGAUGAACAUGGACAAGGAGUUUAUAGUAAUUCUGUUUAAUUGGGUUUUUUUUGUUGUUUUUUCUGUCGCCAUAUAUUAGCAAGAGGCAGGUUACUAACUCCAGAAUGUCGCUUUUACAUUAGAACUAGAAUCGAGCUUCCUAAGGUCAUUGUAAUAAGUCCUUGGCAGGAAACCAAAAGUAAUAAAAGGUUUUGCAACAGGCUCUUUGUUAACCUGUAAUGGAGUACAGUAGCAUCUAAUCCCUUUUAGUAGAAUUCCAUUAGUACACUAAUACAAAUGCUGCAAUCUGAUUGGCUAAGCCAUUACACACUAUCACCAUUAUAGUUCACCACUAAAUUUUCUCCGAUCCUAAUGGGUUAAAACUGAUCACAUGACGCGAUAUUGUUCGUCCGCGGAGAGACACUUUCAGCCCAUAGUGCCCGUCCGAGGAAAAUACCCGG